Trichobilharzia szidati is the source of this 1723-nucleotide messenger RNA. The record is from the annotation of a GenBank genome assembly. Lineage: Eukaryota; Metazoa; Platyhelminthes; Trematoda; Strigeidida; Schistosomatidae.
AUAUAAUCUAGAAGUGCUGAAAGAAGGAGUCUCAUACGAUGCUACAAAUUGAAAGAUCAGUCUAUGCUAGUGUUGCCAUUUUAUACAUCAUAUUACCACAGAUGAUUUCUGCGAAUAUGGGCACUGUUUAUUUAGCGUCUAAUGGACCAAAAGGAAAACCAAAAUUGUCAACAUUAUGGAUUUUGCAAGAAAGAACUGAUCAGUUAGUUUUUACAUGGACAUCUUUUGCUUUCAUUAAAUUUGAUUAUCUGGAAAUCGAGUUAAGCAGACAAUCAAUCUCAGAAAAAAUGAAUAAGGUGGCAACAUUUUCACUUUUCAAUGCUAUUGGAUCAUCAUGUGUAGAUGAGAAAUAUAAAGUGCAGGCAUCAGAGAUAUCUUUGUCAGUGCUGACUUCAGAGAAAGAAAAACGAUAUUUAACUUACAAACGAGUACCUAGAAUUUCAAAAGCCAAUCUAUCAGUAAGGAAUGAAAGAAUGGCCCAGGUGCAGUGGCAAUUGGAGGAUAAACCAUGUGGUAAAAAAGAUGUCGUACUGAUCUUUAAAAAAACUUCAACUGGAUCAUUUGAAAUGCAUAUAUCAUCCACCAAUGUCUCAAAUUAUUUAUUCAAUAAAGGUGUUGAAGACAAAGAACAAGAAGUAUUUUUAACUGUCUUCCACAAAAACUCAUUUGCUUUGCCACUACUAGUAACUGCAGCAUCGAAUCAAGAAAAGUCGACAGGGGAACCACACGUGGAAGAGAGACGCAUUACAAAAGCUUUCGAUUUGGAAAUCCCCUGGAAAGCAGUAUUGGUCGGGGCAACUUUUGUGGUUCUCGGUUUAUGCGUCUGUAGAGUCUUUUAUAGUUUCAUCAAAGGUUGAUAUAUAUACGUGUCAAGCAUCUUAAAACACACAAAGUUUUGUAACUAAUCAAUUACUGACUUCUUCUUUUGUAUAAAACAAUCACAGUGUACUCACCCAUAAUUUUUUUCGCUCAAUUUUUAUUAUUUACAAAUAUGUUUUUUUGUUGAGAAAAUGUACAAAGUUUUCUCCUUUCUGUAAGACAUUUAAUUCUUACAGAAUCUGUGUAUAAAUAUCACUGUAUUAUUGCAGUAAAUGUUCACAAACAAAUCAACAUUCGCUGUGAAUAGUAAUGCAUUUAUUUGACGUUUAUAAUUCUAUUUUUCUACGAAAUUUUUGGAAUAUGAAAAAUUGUGCUUUAGAAAGUAAAUCAAAAUUAUGAAUAUGUUGACUGACGCAUGAUAUCAACAGGAGACACAGAAUGCUUUUCAUAUAAUCAGAAGACAAGAAUUGUAACCUCUGAUUGUGUAGAUCUCAUUGGAUGUCGAUAAAGGAGAAUGACUAUUUGAAGCAUCUUAAGUGAACCUAUAGAUGGAGGCUACAGUGGUUAUGGUGAUCCAAUCAGGUGGUAUUACUUUAUCCAGUAGGACAAGUAUGGUGUGUGUAGACUACUGAAAAGCAUAUGUUUAAGUUGUGUAUAGUGCAACUUAGUUUCACAGAAGUGACAUGAACAGAUUGAUCAAAGUUGUGACAAUAAAAGGAGGAAGAAAUUAAAAGCUUAGAUACUCUUUUCAAAAUGAAAUUUACCUAUACAGUGGUAAAAUUACAUUUUUAAAAAGUGUGAAUUAUUUUGUGAAGAACUAAUUUUCUUACUACUCAAUUUUCUAUUGAUUUAAUCUAAUAAAACGCGUGUUAUAACAUAUUCCAUUAAACGAUUUAUGAAUUUG